This is a messenger RNA of Sphenostylis stenocarpa, 297 nucleotides long. The record is from the annotation of a GenBank genome assembly. Lineage: Eukaryota; Viridiplantae; Streptophyta; Magnoliopsida; Fabales; Fabaceae.
AUGCGAAUGGGGGAAGAAGGGAUUCGUAAAGGUGAAAGCAAAACAAACAAAGCUUCAAACCCAAAAAAAAAGCUAUGCUUUACUCGGUGGAGUUCCAUGCCCCACACCAGGGCUAUGACCAGGACUCGUCGGGCGGAAAGCAUCACCACCACCAAUCUCAUCAUUGGGGGUGUUAAAGCAGAGUGUGCACAGAAUAUCAUGGAUUCUGUUAAUCACGCCAUUAAUCAGGAGGAGAUUUCAACGACAUUGCAUGCAAUACGGUUGGCAGAUAGACCUUCAGGUAGUGGUAGUGGGUGA